Molecule: messenger RNA, 987 nt
Organism: Cavenderia fasciculata
Lineage: Eukaryota; Evosea; Eumycetozoa; Acytosteliales; Cavenderiaceae
Exons: 4
Coding region: 1-987 (328 amino acids)
Source: RefSeq, a predicted model, not a curated record
AUGAAACUAAUAAUCUUAGCAAAUCUACUAGUAGUAUUGGUGUUCCUUGUUGGUACCAUUAAUGGUCAAUCAUCAUCAUUACCAGUAAUGAUAUUCGAUCAACAACCAGACCUUAGCAUUCAAUAUUUAGAAAUUGAUUUAUAUUCCGGUAUUGUUUUCAAAAAAGUAUCAGUUCCCAACCCUGAUGGUUCUAAACUCUUAAAGUGGGUUCGUGCAGUUUAUCCAUAUGUUGCAUUCUUUACUAGUAAUAAUAAUGGAACCCUUUUCCAAAUCCAUUCAUUAAAUAUUAAUACCAAUGUAUUAGAAAACACCUAUAAUUCAACUACCAGCUUUUUGUAUCCACCAAUUCUGUCUGAUCAACCAUUUGGAUAUUUUUGGGGGCAAACAAUGACUGCCUAUUUCCCAGGUUUGGCUGGAAAUGGAUUUGAAACUACCUCUUUACUUCCAUACAGUUUCAAUACUCAAUAUCCAUCAAAUUCGCCAAUUAUGUUGGGACCAGCACAAUUAAAUGAUACCGCUCAAUUUAAUUCUAUUCCAAUCUCUGCUUUUGAUGGAGUUGAUUACUUUUAUGUCCUCUUUUCAAUUGGUGAUCUUACUGGUAUUAGUACCUACUCUCUUCAAGGUAGUACAUCUAAACAAGUUAUCUUAAACAUUCCAGGUCGUUCCAUCCAAGGUACCGAACAAUUGUUUAUGUUGUAUGGUCAACUAUACUAUUGUGUCUUGGAGAAUGGAGUAGGUAUAACUGUAUCCAUUAUGAACCUAGUCAAUGGAGAAGUUGAAAUCAUCUACAAGGAUCUCAACCCAGGUUACCAGAGUACAUUCCAACCAUUUGUACUCAACAAAAUUACUGGUACCAUCACUAUCCUAGUUCAAACACCUGAUGAUAAAAUCUUGGUCACCGUUCUCUCCUAUAACCAAUCAACAAAACAAUACACCAUUGAUAAUGUUAUUCCAACAAAUUCAAGUUUUAUUAUUCCAUCCAUUUAA